Molecule: messenger RNA, 1545 nt
Organism: Trichoderma asperellum CBS 433.97
Lineage: Eukaryota; Fungi; Ascomycota; Sordariomycetes; Hypocreales; Hypocreaceae
Molecular function (GO): heme binding; iron ion binding; oxidoreductase activity, acting on paired donors, with incorporation or reduction of molecular oxygen
Source: RefSeq, a predicted model, not a curated record
AUGACACAAUCCCUCGAGAGUUUUAAAACCAUCAAUUUGUCUGGCAUAUGCUUGCUAGCUGUAGCUAUAUAUGUCGUCUCAUUCAUUAUCUAUCGCCUUUAUUUUCACCCUUUGUGCGGAAUUCCCGGUCCGAGGCUUGCCGCAAUUACUAGCUGGUAUGAAACCUACUAUGACCUUUUCAAGACACCUAGCGGUCAGUACUGGAACAAAAUCGACGAACUUCAUAAAGAAUACGGCCCUAUUAUACGUAUUAAUCCAGAUGAAAUUCAAAUUCACGACCCAGAAUUCUAUAACCAGAUUUAUGCCGGGGGAUCAACAAAAAGGCAUCGGUAUGCACGCAGCGUCUCGGGCAAUGGAUCACCUGGAUCCAUGGCUUCAGCUGUUUCUCAUGAUCUACACCGUCUCCGCCGGAGCUCAUUGAAUCCAUUCUUUUCAAGAGCCGCAGUCCUCAGACUUGAAGAAAGAAUCCAAAGUAGGGUUAGGAUUCUUUGUGAAAGACUAUCUAGCUUUCUACAAAGAGGAGAAAUAGUUGACAUGAGUGUGGCAAUGACAUCGUUGACCUUGGAUAUUAUCACAGAAUAUUCAUUUGGCGAAUCUUGGAAUCUUAUGGAUAACGAUGACUUGAGUUAUAAUUUCAUCAAGGUGAUGAGAGGAGGCUUUGAGACGCUCCAGGUUCGAAAGCUUUUUAAUUCAGCCAUUCAACUGGUUCCACCAAGUAUUUUAGCUUGGUCUAGUCUGAAUAUGAAAGUCUUUCUUGAAUUCAAAUAUAGAUGCUUUGAAACAUGCCGACUGAUCAAAAUCGCACAUAACGAUACGAAAGCAAAUUCGACAACUAGGCAAACGCAGAUAAACCUCUUCACAGAGGCACUAGACAGGCUUCCAGAGGAGGAAAUAGAGACUCAGAGACUUGCAGACGAAGCUCUAGUUCUUAUCACAGCGGGUUCCGAGACGACUAGUAGAGCCUUAGCAACACUCAUCUACCAUGUACUGAGAAAUCCACACAUUCUCGCUAAUUUGCGACAAGAACUCGACACAGCCAUACCAAAUGCUAACAUGGAGGUACCAUAUUUGACGCUUGAGGCUCUACCAUAUCUGACCGCCACAAUCAGAGAAUCGUUGCGUGUUAGUGCACUAGUGCCAAAUCGCUCUCUAUUGACCGCGGAUGAGCCGCUGCAAUAUAAGCAAUGGAGCCUCAAACCUGGAACUGCUUUUUGUAUGAAUACUUCGAAAUAUCUCCUCGAUGCCUCCAUAUAUAGUAACCCUACUAUGUUUGAUCCCGAACGCUGGCUCGGCGAUACGCGGAGAACCCAGAAAUUGCUUCACCAUUUUGCGCCGUUUUCAAAGGGCCACCGAGGCUGUAUUGGAAUGAAUCUUGCAUACGCCGAGCUAUAUCUCGUUUCUGCCUAUAUUAUUAGGCGCUUCGACAUGCGCUUGUACGACGUAAUCAGGGAAAGAGAUGUGGACACUGUACGAGAUGCGUUUAUUGGAUUGCCUAGUAUAGAAUCAAAGGGUGUGAGAGUCGAAAUGAUUCGUAAAAGGAAUUAA